This is a messenger RNA of Photinus pyralis (common eastern firefly), 9028 nucleotides long. RefSeq names its product F-actin-monooxygenase Mical-like. The record is from RefSeq and is a predicted model, not a curated record. Gene Ontology annotation, molecular function: protein binding; FAD binding. NCBI's taxonomy places the organism in Eukaryota, Metazoa, Arthropoda, Insecta, Coleoptera, Lampyridae. Bases 29 to 8347 code for a protein of 2772 amino acids. The transcript has 24 exons.
GUGAUGGUUCACAGCACUAGGAACAAGGAUGGAACGCUUUAACAAGAGCUUAACAAAAGGCCGUCCAAUAUCUACAGUCGAUGCGGCGAAGGCGAACGAUGCAUUCGACCACUUCAUUAACGCAGGCACCUUAAAGUCAGUAUUCGGAUGUUACCGAAACAUUUGCGAACUUUUGCAUCUCAAGCCGAACGUUUUUCCGCAAUUUUAUCCUAAAUUAAAAGACAACUUAACGUCUUGGAAGGCAAAAGCGCUAUGGAAGAAAUUUGACGCGCGCGCUAGUCACAAAUGUUACGCAAGAGGGAAAAUAUGCCCGAACACCAGGGUGCUUAUUAUAGGAGCCGGCCCUUGCGGAUUGCGUACGGCCAUCGAGGCGCAACUAUUGGGCGCCAAAGUGGUCGUGGUGGAAAAGCGAGAUCGUAUGUCGCGCAACAACGUCCUUCAUCUUUGGCCCUUUGUGAUUGAAGAUUUGCGCGCAUUAGGCGCCAAAAAGUUUUUUGGUAAAUUUUGCGCCGGUGCCAUCGAUCAUAUCAGUAUUAGGCAGCUACAGUGCAUUCUUCUCAAGGUGGCGCUACUUCUCGGAGUCGAAGUGCACACGGAAGUCAGCUUCGAAAAACUUGUGGAACCGAAUAGUAGCGAAAAGAUCGGAUGGCGCGCGGAAUUCAAACCGGUCGAGCACCCCGUCUCCCAGUACGAGUUCGACGUAAUUGUAGGGGCGGACGGUAAACGAAACACAUUACAGGGCUUUAAACGGAAAGAAUUCAGGGGAAAACUAGCCAUUGCGAUUACGGCGAAUUUUAUUAACAAACGCACCGAGGCCGAAGCACGCGUGGAAGAAAUUAGCGGGGUCGCUUUUAUAUUUAAUCAAAAGUUUUUUAAGGAACUGAAUGCGGAGACUGGAAUUGAUUUAGAGAAUAUUGUUUAUUAUAAGGACGACACUCAUUAUUUUGUGAUGACCGCGAAGAAACUAAGUCUGAUCGAAAAAGGGGUCAUUCUUCAGGAUUAUCCCGAUACCGCCCGCUUGCUGUCUCCAGAAAACGUCGAUAGGGAUAAUUUAAUGGAGUACGCCAGGGAGGCCGCCGAAUUUAGUACAAAUUAUCAAAUGCCCGAUUUGGAAUUCGCCGUUAAUCAUUACGGACAACCCGAUGUGGCCAUGUUUGAUUUUACAUCAAUGUAUGCAGCCGAAAAUGCUUCAAAAGUUAUCGAAAGGCAUGGAUAUAAGCUGUUUAUGAUUUUAGUUGGCGAUAGUUUACUUGAGCCCUUUUGGCCCACCGGCUCAGGAUGUGCCCGUGGGUUUUUAUCGUCCUUGGACGCUUGCUGGGCUAUAAAAGGAUGGGGUAGCGGACUAUCCACUCCGUUAGAAGUACUAGCUGAAAGAGAAUCCAUAUAUAGGUUACUUGCUCAAACUACACCAGAAAAUUUAAAUAAAGACUGCAAAGCAUACACUGUCGAUCCUAGCACGCGCUAUCCAAAUCUUAAUAAGUCUGCUCUCCUUCCACAACAAGUACUAACGCUGUAUGACACUGACGAUCCAAACACCAUCGAGUUAACGUCUAGGGCGGCACAACCGUUUAUAAACGAACUUCACAGAAAACGAAGAAAGCGAGACCUACAUCUCGACGCAAAUACACUCAUUGGUUGGAUUAAAGAACAAAUAAAGGACUACGACGACCUAUUAGUGGAAGACCUCACGAACUCGUUUAGGGAUGGCAGAGUCUUGUGUGCGAUACUACACCAUUAUCGACCGGAUUUACUCGAUUACGGCGCGAUAAAGUCGGAGGACGUCGCGAAGAACAAUCAGUUGGCGUUCGAUCUGCUCGAAAAGGAGAUAGGAAUAUCGCCGAUCAUGACUGGCGAGGAGAUGGCCAAGCUGGAAACGCCUGAUUAUCUGACGAUGUUCUCAUAUUUGACACAAAUAUAUGACACAUUUAGGGGUGAAAUACCUCACAUCAAACAUCCUAAAUUGAUCUCACUGUUACCGUCCUGCUCUUCAACACCUUCCUUACCCUUUUCCCCAAAUGCAGCUGUGUUUAGUGAAAAGCGUCAUUGCAAAUCAUCAAAGAUAAAAAUAGCAAAGAACCUACGAAAACAAAGAGCAAAAUUAUGCUCUAAGAAAAGAUUAAAGUUGACAAACCCUUCGCAUUCUACUUGUAAGCAACAGACAGAAAAUUUAAAUUGUGUAACAUGCUAUGAUGAGAAUUUCCAAGAAAUUUGUACAAUUAAGAAUUCCCGCAACAAUAAGAAAGGGGCGAAAAAAAAGAAAAAAGUGGCCAAAAACAUUGUGUUGCGUCAUUUAGAAGAGAGUCCCAGAAUGACAACGUUACAGGAGUUGACAUUACGAGUUUCGUCAAAUAAUCUUCAUAUCUCCGUCCAACCUCCGGUUAUAAACAGGAAACGGUGCUCUGGCGAAUUAAUCGAAAACAAGACAGUGUGUGACACUGAAUUGUGUCACUUUUUGAAGGGAUACUCCACAUUAAAAUUUUUGUAUGCUGGCAAGAUGAAUGAUUCAGUUUCUCCCAUGUUGGAUACUGAACAUAAGGUCAUUGAUUGGAUAAAUGCAACUACAUUUGAAAAUCGCGUAAAGAUUCCACACAAUGAGGUACAAGAGACUAAGACUGUGCUUGACGAAACGGAAAUUCAAAGUGAAAUAGAGUCACCGCUCAUUGAGAGCAUGAUGCACUCCAUCAGCGACGUAAACAUUUCCAAUAUUGUACAAGGAAACUGUGCUCCACACCAAGUUAUUACGGAAAUAUGGGAAAAGGUUUCUACAAUGCUUGAAACCGAUAAAAUAGAUUUAUCGGAAGUUAAAGAGAAUAUAAGAGAAAAGACGAUACCGACUAUCACCGCCCGCAUUAACGAUGGCUUCGCAAGUCGGUUUAACAUUGGCAGAUCGAAACGUCACGCGGAAAUGUCAUCGAGCAAACCAGCGACGACAGAAAGGAAAAAUAAGAAGAGAAGGUCGUUUGAGAAGUACGACAUGAGUGUGGAAGAAAGACGAAAGCGAUUAGAAGAAAUUGCAGCAAAUCGUUUGGAUCGUCAAAAUAAAAGGCGGCAGCAGCGGAAAAUGCAAACGGAACAGUUCAUUAAAAGCAUGCAAAUGUUACAAAUGAACGCGAAACCUGACCAAUCACAACCUUUCGAGGAUUAUUCGCUGUUUGUGUACAGACAGACGGCGCCAGAUUUUCAAGAUCGCGUUAAAAACUUAGAAAAGCAAUUCACUUACAUACCUGAUAGAGAAAAUCGCUUACCGACUCAAUCGAAAACUGGCGCAGGCGACGAGGAAUUUGCUGCUCGUAUCAAGGACAUAGAGGAGAAGUGGAGGUAUCUGCAGCCCACCGAAAAAAAGCCCAAGGAUCUGACGCGAGCGAUCGGAAAGAUUGAAACAUCCGACUGGAAUAUUAAAGAAAUCGAGAAGAAAAUUUUGGAGAACAAAUUAGGCAAAUCGGUCAACAGAGAGAAGGAACGCGUGCCAAAGUGGAACAGAGAACAAUUCUUGGCCAGACAGAAGAAGUGCAUAAAUAGGCAAAAUAGUGGCGAAGCUAAGUUUUCGGAAUUAGACAAGGGAAUUAAGCAUCUAGAGCAAAGGCUAAAGGAGGGUUCGUUGCGGGAUCUCGGCACGAAUAAGGUUGCAAAAAUCACUGAAAAGUUGCUGCCUAAAGACGACAACCAAGAGGCGAAACCGAUCAAGAAAAAUAUUCCGAAGCCACCUGUUGUUUUACCGACGAAUAGCGGCUCUGAAUAUUGCCACUUCUGUCAGAAAAGAGUGUAUCUGAUGGAACGGUUAUCUGCUGAGGGGAGAUUCUUUCAUCGCGGUUGUUUUAAGUGUCAGUAUUGUUACACGACGUUGCGAUUGGGCUCCUACUUGUUUGAUAAGGAGGGACAAUAUGGGUAUAGGUUUUAUUGUUUGCAACAUUUUGGUAUGGUGGAUGAAACGGAGGUUGACCGAGUGGAUGUCAAGCAGUUGGGCAAGAUCAGGAAGGAGCAGGUGAAGCCUUUGGAGAAACUGAAAAUUCCUUUAACUGGUGUGGAGGGAGUUGAUUUACUAAAUAGAGUUCAAACUCCCGAACGAAUUGAGUUCUCCAAUCUAUCCGCAGGACACAUAUCAUCUGAUCAUGACGAAUCGCUUAGUCAAAUGGACGAGGACGAAUGGACGGAUAGAAACUUUGGCGCGUCGACGGCCGAAAUUUGUUCUAGUGAUGAGUAUGAAGAUUCCUCUAGCGCUAGUGGUUCGGAAUCCGAUAAUGAGGAAGUUUUCGAAGAGGCUUUAGAGGAACCUCCGACUAAGGAAGGGACGUUGCGAUGGAUGGAGCGUUACAAGCAGAGGUACUCGAAGGAGAGGCGCGAUUCUGAUUCGGAAGAUUACAUUAGCAGUUCCGACCAUUCGAGCUAUGAUGAAAAUACUAGUGGAGAUGAAGAAGAUGAACCGGCCACCGAAGGCGAAGAAGAAAUUCGCGCGAGAGAACUAAGAAAACAAGAAGUGAGGGUGGAACCGCCUGUUAUACAAACUGAUACCGGUUCCGAUACAGAGAUUGUGUCAGACGAUACCAGUCCAGAAUCAUCUAGCAAGCAUAAUUCCGCGACGGAGAUUUCAACAGAUUCUGAAUUCGCAGUGGACGAUCCGACGCCUACGCGAGAAAUUCCGGCAAUCGUAUUUAACGACCAGCACGUAACGAUGCGGAAAGCCUCAUUCGGUCUGCCGAAAAAAGUACAGGUGAAAUCUGGUAUUUUAAAUUCGCCAAAUAACGGUAAAAUUCAAAGUACGGGUAUUCGGUUGGAAUUUACACCUCUUGUGCCUUCACCAAUUAUACCAAAAGCAGCACCUUCUUUGCUUGGUAGAACUGAAGGUUACGCCUUAAAUCGCACACAAAGCACCGGUGGUAUUGCUACUAAAGUUUCGUUGGAGCUUAAGAAAAAGUAUUUGUUAGGUGAUAGCGAAGUUCCGGGAAGUAUUCAGAAAUCGGGAAGCGUGUCCACUUUAGACUCAAAAUUCAAAUCGUUUCAUACGAAUAUUACCGAUUGCCAAAAGUUGUUAAAACCCUCAUCCGAAAACGUUCAGGCGACUCCCGCUCUUAAAUCUCCAUUAUCUCCCAUCAUCUCUCAAUCGAUAUCGAACAACGAAAGCCCACAAAUACCCGCCCAUAACUUCGACAAAACCAGUGAGAAGCAAGACCAAGAUAAAUUUCAAAAUGAAAUGGAGAAUCGACCGCGAAGUCCCGCAGAAGAAAUACCUGUUAUCGUGCCUCAGAUUGAUUGGAAACGAACAAAUUCAGAAAAAGUUAGUGAUAUGUCUAGCGAUAGCCUCACCUCAUCUGAUAGUGACUUAAAUCAACAUUCCGGAAUAAAGAAAUCUCCUACUGUAAAAAUUAUACCACGCGUCGAAAUUCAUGACGACGAUGGGAAGAUAAUCGCAAACGAAACGGUAACAAAACCCGAAGGCGUAAUACCCGAACCUACUCAGGAUUUAAAAGACACCAAAGUAGUAAUAAGCGAAAAGAAAAUUUUGAAUCCUCCGAAAGCCUUACCAAAUUUAGAAAAUGUUUUAUCUGAUUUCCACACUGAGCUGCACGAGAGUAAGAUCGCAAUGGGAAAUGAAAGCAGUCGAAGUACGCCGUCGGAUCAUGAGUCGUUCAUUGAGCAAACUGCCGCGGCCAUGACUGAAACGGAAUUAUCCGAUUGGGCGCGAGACAGCACGGUUUCGGACGAUUUUGAAGACGUUGAGUAUGAACUGAAUCCCGACUUGAUUAAUGUAAGAAAAAAUAAACCACCCAAGGGUAUUCGAAGUUUAAAAAAUUCGGUCAUUAAGGCGUACAUUGACGAAUUUGAUGAUCUAGGUCAUGUGUGCCAAAAAUCCGAAAAUUUAAAUAAUAUUCUGAGUAGUAUUGAGUUUAUGGACACGGGUGAGGAGACGAGUAGCGACGAAAAAUUGUUACUUGACGCUUGCACGAAAAAUAACGGUUAUGUUGAAUUUCAUAAUGAAGAUGAUAUUGCCGAAGAUAGUUUGAAUCCUAUGUUUAAUAUUGUAGAGACUGUGAAUCCCGCCAUAAGACAGGCGUUAGAUUUGGAAAACCUGUCGAGUUACGAUAAUAAUACAGGGUACUGUUUCAUUGGUAAUGAGGAUAACUUUGGUAGUGAGGUAAUCAGUUUGAAACCGUCCGAUUUGCAGAAACUUAAAGAGAAACAAAGUGCGUUCGAAAAUGAGGAGGACAGUUUGCUUGUUGUCGAUACUGGAACGACAACAGAAGAGAAUACUUGUAGUGAUUCGACUGUAAAAAAUUUCGUUGAGGUUUGUGCAAAAAAAGAAACGCCCCAUAUGAUUGAGGCACUUCUCGAGGAGAAAAGGGUUGAGGAUGAAAAUCAAAAUAAUGAUGUUGAGAAGCACCAAGAUUUAGUGAACGCUGAAUAUCAAGAACAUUGCCAAAGGUUACAGGGAAAGUUCGAAUUUGGGAAUAUGAGGGAUUCGAUAGAAAUAAGGAAAUCAAAACGCAAGGAAAAGCCUGUGUCGUCUAAACCGGAUUUGAUUCAGGAGGAAGUGAGUCAGGUCAAUAAUGUAGAGUUGAUACCUCCGAAAACGCUCCAAGAAAUUUAUACAAAAGAAGAAAUUAAAAAAAGUAGAGAUGAAAAUCAGAGGUUGGUACAAGAAAUGGUUAUGAAUAAAAUGAAAGCACAGAAUAAGUCUCUCGAACGAAAGAAACGAAGUCGAAAUUCGUUUAGCCCCGGUUCGAGCCCGAACAAAUUUUUUGAACUCACCAAAUCACCCACUGCGGAUGUUUUUUUAAAUAUGGAACAUCAGCAGGUGGAAAAUGAACGCUUGCCACCCGAUGUUCUGCUGUCGAGCAAUGGUUCCGUAAUCAACUGCCAUUCUGAGCAACAGCAAAUCAUCGAAGAGCCCCAAAAAAUUAGCCCAAUCGUCACCUUACCUGAUCUUCAACAAAAAAUCGUAAACGGCGAGAAAUCGGAAUUGCGCAAAUCGAAAACGCGGUUAAAGUCGAGCGACGAGUUAAUUUCGAAGAUCGGCAAGGAGAAUCGAAGUAUUGACGUGCAGGACAGCAUCGAAGCCUUGGUAAUCAAUACGGAAAGACGAAAUUCCCUGCUCUACGCUACCGAUACCCUAACGAAAAAGCGUAAGAACUCGUUUAAACGAUCAAAAAGCGGCGAGGAACCUCUGACGCAUAACAUCCUGAACACCUCGGAACCGACGCGACUCGCCCUCAGCCUGUGCUCGCCUGAAAACCCGAUGCGUAGCACGAAAUCCGUUUCAGAAAUACUGAAGACUUUCGAAACGGCCGACUUGCGACGAGAUCUCAGCUGCGUCGACAAAAAGGCGCAGUUUUACAAAUCGGACCCCAAUCUGCUGGCGAACGCGGGCAAAGAGAAGAAGACAAAGUGUAAAGAUCGAGAUAGGCGGAAGAGCAUUACGAAAUUGAUUUCGGAAUUUUUCGGGAAGAAACGAGAGGGAGCUAAAGGAACCAAUUCGUCCGCAUCCAAAGGAUUUUUGGCGAAAAUAUCUCCCAAAUCCAAAUCAAAGUCCAUGAUUUUACUGAAUGGAAUAUCUGCUGACAAGAUACCCGCCGUUAAUUUACCGAGAAGAAACAGCUUUGGCGAAGCUCAAAUCCGACAGAGAGAGGCCGUAUCGCCGCCGCCCAUUCCACCGUUACCAACAAAUUACACUGGAUCGGCGCCAUCUCGUUACACAGAUGAGAGCUCUGAGGGCGACAACGAUUACAAACAUCACGAUCAGAACUCCUGUGAUACUUUGAAUCAUUCCGGAACGCACGGAGGGCGUCGAACCAGCCGAAGCAUGCGUAGAGCCUCUAGACAGUCGCAGCUUAAAAGGCACCGUAUGGCGCAAGAAAUACAACGAAAGCUCGAAGAGACUGAGGUCAAAACCAGGGAACUUGAACAGAAAGGCGUGUGCGUCGAAAAGGCUUUGCGAGGCGAAGAUUCGGGAAUCGGCGCGUUUAAUACGUUAGACGAAGCAGACUUGCUCAAGCAGUGGUUUGACCUCAUGCGGGAUUUGACUGAGUUAAGGCGUUAUGAGCGAGAGUUAAUGGUGCGCGCGCAAGAGGUCGAAUUGGAGGAUCGUCAUGCUAGGUUACAGCAAGAGCUGAGAGAAAGAUUAGAUAAUGAUGAACACAAAUCGAAAGAGGACAUCAAAAUCGAGAGCGGGAUUAUAAAUGAAAUGAUGGAAAUUGUUUCGAAGCGGGAUUCUCUCAUUGCUCUUCUAGAACAAGACCGUUUAAGAUAUUCUGAAGAAGACCGCGACUUUGAAGAGCAAAUGCUAGCGAAAGGUUUAAGGCUGACACCCCUUCAAAAGCAGCCGGUAACAGAAGUGAUAGAUAAAAUAUGUUAGCUUUAUUAAUUUUACCAUUAUUAUUAUACUUAUGUCCAUUAUAAAAAUAAGUUUUUACACUUUGCCAUUUUGGUACUAAUAUUACAUCCUUACGUUCGUUACUCUUAUUGUACAGGAUGUUUUAAUGAUGUAAUAUAAUUUAAAAAAACUAUAAAAGCUUGAUACCAAGAUUUCUGUUGAGGUCACAUUAUUAUUGUACCUAUCUGAAAAUAAUAUAAACAAUGUAGAUUAGACAUGUAUAGCAAAAAUUACCAAAAUUAUUAUUAAUAUAAUUUAAUUUUACAAUGUAAUCAAGUACAGUAAACAAUUUAUUUCGGCUGGUCGAACUUAUUUAAUUUGACUAACUAUAGGCUUACCCCUAGUCACAUAGUUAGGUGAUACCACAUGAGACUGGAUGGGUUGCACAUUUUUUGCGAUAAUUCAAGGAAAAUUUAAUACGAGAUGGCGUCAUUAAAAAUGUGCAAUUUGUCGCCUGCAUCGUGGUGACUGUAUUUUUUUGUCAUUUAUCGCUAUUUAUUGUUUUUAAAUAUAUCUAUUUUUAAGUGACAAGAAAAUUUGUGAUUCAUGAAUGUAUUUUUUGAUAAGUGAAUUGUAAGUAAUGUACAGAAACGUUUAUUUUGUGAAUGCAAUUAUUUAAGUGUUGUUUUUGUGUGAAUUUAAUAAAAAGGCUUUUAUAUAUUA